AUGUCUCAAGCACCGGCCACCUUCACACCUGAUAGCGAAUUCGCCGACCUGGAAACCCCGCGCGGGCCCAUUGGCAGCUGUCUUUCCAUUACAGCGCUGGCUCGGUUUGAAUUCGAAGCUGGCAAGGGUAAUGAGGGGACCAAGAUCCUGAUGAUCGAGUGGGAGGAUGAUGAUCUGAGCCGAACUGCUGCCGAGGGUUCCUGGCACGUUUCAUGGACCGGCAAGACUACCGUGCUUCCCGCAGAUGAUAGACCGACUGACAGCUUGCGCCGCUUCUACUUCCUACUCCCGCCUCACGUCACCAUUCCCCCCGUCGUCACACUCUCGUACGAGCCGCGACCCACAAUCGAAACUGAAAAUACAUCGACGUCGUCUUCACAGGCUCGCGAUACAUUGCAAUUGAACCCAUUGCCUGCUAUCUUUCCACCUGAGCUAGGCGCAACAGGUCGUGCUGCCGGCAAGAAGGGUGUAUUGCACACCAUCUGGGCGAAGAAACGCCUCCGCGUUCUGGACAAUGAAAUUCGCGACGAAUGUCUUAACAAUGCGGAAGGAGUCGCCGUGCAAAUGGCAGUACAGGAGAAGGAAUGGAUCGAGAUGAACUUUGGAGUCACCGCACACGCCGCUGACAGCAGCCGUGAAUCCUCAACUGCAAACUCCAUGUACCCAACCGGCCCAGCCACACCAGUUUCACCCAUGAGCGGCCGAAAAUUGACCGACAAGCUGAGAGGGUUGAAGCUGCAGACAAGCGAGAAGGAAUUGUCCGCAAACGACAGUGAGUCAUCUUCUGCUUUUAAGUCACUAUCCGGAUCAUUGACAGCUCCAGAUUCAGACCCAAACUCAGCGCACCUCCUCUCACCACAGUCGCCCGACGUGGCAGUCUCAUCCUUCAGCUCAUUCAGGAGUGGCGUCAACCGCUCUGCAGGCUCUCUUCCAACACCAGUGACUACUUCUAUCCCGACCCCAAGCUCCAGCACUAAGCCCACCGGCCUCGAGAACCUCAAGCCCGUCGCCCUGCACCCACCAGAGUCCAUUCAAGACCUCCAACAAACUAGCACGACCAGCGGUUUCGCCGCUAUAAAUUCGGUGACCUCCAUGAGCUCUCUAGCACGCACCUCGAGCGCAGAAUCCGGCGAAGAUCUCUUUGCGAAAGCACUGAGUCCCCGCUCACCCGACCUCCCACGGAGUCCAUUUUCAUUCGCUUAG
Penicillium maclennaniae is the source of this 1203-nucleotide messenger RNA. RefSeq lists its product as uncharacterized. The record is from RefSeq and is a predicted model, not a curated record. The transcript has a single exon. NCBI's taxonomy places the organism in Eukaryota, Fungi, Ascomycota, Eurotiomycetes, Eurotiales, Aspergillaceae. Bases 1 to 1203 code for a protein of 400 amino acids.